AUGGAUAACGCGCAGCAGCGUCUGUACAGCUUCUCCAAGCCGCGAUCACAGUCAAGACCUUCAAAAGGCACUUCAGAUGAUGAAUCCCCUUAUGGAGACUCAAAAUUUAUCCAGAAACGUAAUUAUUCUCAGAAAUGGAAGGCACUGCCCUGGCAGUUCUCCCUGAGUGGCCACUUGUCCCCAUGGCCCACAUUCGCCAGUGGCCAGACUGUUCUGCAGAAUCAAAAGCCCUGUUCCGAUGAGUACCGGAAGCGACCUAGCUGGCAGCAUCAUCCCCUGGGCAUAGCCAAACCCAAGUACCUGGAGCAGCUAGAAAACUACCUACGCAAAGAACUUCUCCUGCUAGACCUGGGCACAGAUUCCACGCAGGAGCUGAGGUUACAGCCUUACAGAGAAAUCUUUGACUUCUUCAUAGAAGAUUUCAAGACCUAUAAGCCAUUGCUGUCCUCCAUCAAGAAUGCAUAUGAGCUGAUGCUGGCCUACCAAAGGGACAAGAUACGGACCCUAGAGCCCCUAAAGGCCAAGCUUGUCACUGUGAAUGAGGACUGCAACCAGAGGAUCCUGGCUAUGAGGGCUGAGGAGAAGAGUGAAAUCGCCACAUUGAAGAAUGAGAAGAUGAAUUUGCUAAAACUCAUUGACAAAAAGAAUGAGGAGAAGAUCUCAUUGCAGAGUGAGGUAUCCAAACUGAGGAAGAGCUUAGCUGAAGAAUACUUGCACUAUCUCAGUGAGAGAGAUGCCCGAAAGAUUCUCAUUGGGGACCUGAAUGAGCUACGGUACCAGCGGGAGGAUAUGUCGCUAGCCCAGUCUCCAGGCGUCUGGGGGGAGGACCCUGUGAAGCUGACACUGGCUCUGAAGAUGACCCGGCAAGACCUGACCCGCAUACAGAUGGAGCUCAACACCAUGAAGGCCAACUUUGGAGAUGUGGUACCAAGGAGAGAUUUUGAAAUGCAGGAGAAGACCAACAAGGAUCUUCAAGAGCAGCUGGAUAGCCUGAAAGCCGACUAUGAGGAGGUGUGCAAGGAACAUGAGUUAUUGCUGCAGUCACACAUGAUGACGCUGAAGGAGCGAGACCAGUUCUCAGCUGAGCUGCAAGAGAUCCAACGCACCUCUACACCCCGACCUGACUGGACCAAGUGUGAAAAUGUGGUGGCUGGGGGCUCAGAACGGUGGCAUAUACUGGCAGAGGGCAAGAACAGUGACCAGCUGGUGGAUAUACUCCUGGAGGAAAUUGGCGAGGGCCUGCUCCGAGAGAAAGACUUCUUCCAGGGUCUGGGCUAUGGGGAAGAUGUCCCUGUUUUCCUUCAGUGUGAAGGCAAUGUGGAGAACAAGAAGCCAACUAAAAAGUUUGUGGUAAAACUCCUCAAGGAUGCCUGGAAGGAACGGCUCACAGAUGAGAAAAAGAAGUUCCAAGAUUUCUUCAUCAGUUUCUUGGAGCAUCAUUUUGGGCCCAGUGAGGCCAUAGCCUGGGCUUACACCAUUUUUGAAAAUAUCAAGCUCUUCCGUACCAAUGAGGUCAUGAGUCAGUUCUAUGCAGUCUUGAUGGGCAAGAUGUCCGAGAGUGUAUAUACCAACUACAGGGAUACAGUAGCCCAGCUGCAAAAGGAGAUGAAGAAUGCUGACAGUCAAAAUGAAGGGUUACUAACCAGUGAGCAGUUCAGCAACAUUCUUAAGACCACCUUCCCCCUCAAAAAGGACGAUGCAAUUCAGGAGCUGAUGGAGGCAGGGGGCUGGCAUGUUGGCAACAUUGCAGAUGUGUUAAAUUACCCUUUUUUGUUUAUGGAGAGUGAGGAGGGCCAGAGUGAGCCCUUUGUGCAAAAGCUGUGGGAACAGUAUAUGGCUGAGAAGGAAGAAUACUUACAGGAACUAAAGCAGCAGCUGGGCCUGAAACUCAAUCAGGAGGUGACACUAUCCAAGCUACGAAAGGCCCUGAUGACCAUUGACCCCAGCCUAGACAAACAGACACUGAGUGCCUAUCUGAGCCAGGCCUUCCAGAUUCCUGAGUCAGAACUGCCAGAUUUGGACAAAGAGAAGGAAGAGGAGGAGGAGGAAGAGGAAGAGAGCAGUGCAGUAGAGCUCCAGAAGGUACUGGAGCGACUUCACAUUGCUGACAUCAAGCGCAUGGGGCCUCGAGAGCCAGAGCCCACAAGCUAGAUCAUGAUGGGCAACACUGAGUGUUCCAGUGAUAACUCCAUUUUUAUUAUAAAACUGUUCAUUCCA
Dipodomys spectabilis (banner-tailed kangaroo rat) is the source of this 2217-nucleotide messenger RNA. RefSeq names its product translin associated factor X interacting protein 1 (gene Tsnaxip1). The transcript has 16 exons. The coding region runs from base 1 to 2151 and encodes 716 amino acids. Gene Ontology annotation, cellular component: cytoplasm. The record is from RefSeq and is a predicted model, not a curated record. Lineage: Eukaryota; Metazoa; Chordata; Mammalia; Rodentia; Heteromyidae.